AUGUCAGAGGAAGAAUCACAACCAGUUCUCUCUGAGAACUUAACAAGAUUAAAGUUUAUGCAAAGAAAACAAGAAGCAGUUUUAAGAGAUAAACUACAAAAAGAAUUGGAACAGUCUAUUCAAGAAUCACAUUGGGUUGCAAAGGGAUCUUUCGAUGGUGUAACUUUGAAUACUGCAAGUGAAAGUGAAGUUAUUGGUUUUAGAGGUGUAGGUCGUAUGUCAUUCGGAAACUUUAACUCGCUACAAUAUAGAUCUGUAGAAUCAAAGAAACAACAAGAACAAAGAGAACAAAUAUUACAACAACAACAACAGCAACAGCAACAACAACAACAAAAAAAAUCAAAUAAUAAUAAUAAUAAUAAUAAUAAUAAUAGUAAUAAUAAAUCAAAUAAGAUUAACAGUAGUAGGAAUAGCAAUAAUAACAAUUUAAAUAAUAGUAUAAAGGUAAAUGAACACGGUAAUAUAGAUGAAUUAAAAGAACAAGUAAAAAUGAAAAAAGAAGAAAUUAAAAAGAGAAUUAUAGAUGAUCUGCUUGUCGAUGAUAACAAUAGUAACAAUCAACCAAUAAAAUCAAUACCAUCGACUACUUCUACUUCCACGAAUAAUGAUAAUCGUAAAAAGAAACAAAAAAGAUAG
This is a messenger RNA of Heterostelium album PN500, 636 nucleotides long. RefSeq names its product MPP6 family protein. Bases 1 to 636 code for a protein of 211 amino acids. Lineage: Eukaryota; Evosea; Eumycetozoa; Acytosteliales; Acytosteliaceae. The record is from RefSeq and is a predicted model, not a curated record. Gene Ontology annotation, biological process: maturation of 5.8S rRNA. The transcript is spliced from 3 exons.